AGGGCGAAGCUUUGAGCUGCCGGCAGUGACAACAGAGGGCACCAGAGACUCCGGCUCAGCAAAGCCAGGGCAUAAAUGGAGCGCUGGAGGAGCGCACGGGUUCAUUGCUGGGCUGGGACAGCUGUGCCCUGCGCUGACACCCGUGGCCACCACGCAUCCCCUUCCCUGCCAGGACCUGCGUGCGCCCGCAGCCUUCCCGGGAGCAGCUCACAUGGAGCAGGGACAGCCCAGCACGGACAACUGCACUGACAGAAACGCACAUGGUGUCAUUGUGCUGUUUCAGAUGGUUCUCUACAUCCCAGUGGUGUCUCUGGGGAUCCCACUGAAUGCAAUUGCCUUCUGGGUCUUCUGCUGCAAAAUCAAGAGGUGGACGGAGACCAAGGUGUACAUGAUCAACCUCAUCGUGGCAGACAGCUUCCUGAUCUUCACCCUGCCUUUCCUGCUGUAUUUCACCAAGUACAAGCAUCCUGUAGAUGGGCUGUGCUUAGGCAUACAAAACAUCUAUUUUACAAACAUGCCUAUGAGCAUCCUUAUCAUCACCCUGAUCGCCGUCGAUCGAUACAUUGCCAUCAAGUUCCCUCUAAAAGCAAAGGUUCUUCGAUCCCCACUGAAAUCAGCUUCUGUCUGUGGCUUGCUGUGGAUAGCACUGAUAAUUUAUGCCAAUUUGUACCGCAUACUUCACGGUGACUGGGAAGGCUGCUGCUUUCAGAGAGAAUCUAUCCAACCUAGGUAUUCUGCUGUGUUCUACAGUAUCAGUGCGUAUUUUAUUCCCUUAGGGAUUGUGACUUUUUGCUCAGUACAAAUCAUCAGAUGUCUAAAAGAGAAGAUGGCCACAAGCCCUGAUGAGACAAAAUUAUUCCAGAAGGCUGUGCACAUUGUUUCAGUGAAUUUGUGUGUGUUUGUUGUCUGUUUCUUACCUUUUCACAUCUCACUGCUUCUGCGGUUUGCAGUGGACGCUGCUGGAGCUCGUUCUCUGGUACCAGGAGUUACAACCUUUAUUAAGCUCUCUGCAUCCUUAGCAAAUUGCAACUGCUGUCUGGAUGCAUUUUGCUAUUAUUUUGCAGCCAAGGAAUUUCCAGAGUUUUCUUCUAUGUUCCCCAAGUGUGUAUUUCUGAGGUCCAAGACGAACCAAAGCGAGGAGUCACAGCCAUCCAUGGAUGAAGUGGUGGCAUAACCAAGGUGCAGUGCACGGCAGGUGUUGAGUGCCACAAUGCUGCUCGAGUUGGAGGCACAGGGAAUGCACCCACCCACAGUGUUUGUAACCAUUGUAGGUGUAGGCAUAUGUACAGAAAGGGACAAACCCCUCCAAAGGGUCUGAUGUAAACUUGAAUUUUGUCCUGCUGUCCCCAGUGAGGUGACUCCAGCUCUGUCCUGUGUCAUUGCAUCGCAGCUCCAGGCCCCUCUUGGGGACAGCUUGUCUUGGUUGGCUUCAUGGUCCCUCACUUUCAGUGUCUUUUGACUUGUAAACCUCUAAAAAAUUUCCUCCUGGGACUGCAAGCUCAUAUUCUGGCUCAUGUACACUCAGAGGCAAUUAACUUCCCUAGUGACAACUGACAUACAGCUCCCCCCAGUCUGUCACCACGCAGUGACACUCGUUCAGACCACAGUCU
This is a messenger RNA of Ficedula albicollis (Collared flycatcher), 1610 nucleotides long. Its product is annotated as G-protein coupled receptor 35-like. The transcript is spliced from 2 exons. Bases 212 to 1174 code for a protein of 320 amino acids. Gene Ontology annotation, cellular component: membrane. Gene Ontology annotation, molecular function: chemokine receptor activity. Gene Ontology annotation, biological process: chemokine-mediated signaling pathway; positive regulation of Rho protein signal transduction; phospholipase C-activating G protein-coupled receptor signaling pathway. NCBI's taxonomy places the organism in Eukaryota, Metazoa, Chordata, Aves, Passeriformes, Muscicapidae. The record is from RefSeq and is a predicted model, not a curated record.